Molecule: messenger RNA, 569 nt
Organism: Drosophila innubila
Lineage: Eukaryota; Metazoa; Arthropoda; Insecta; Diptera; Drosophilidae
Product: general odorant-binding protein 56d-like
Exons: 2
Coding region: 34-498 (154 amino acids)
Biological process (GO): sensory perception of smell
Molecular function (GO): odorant binding
Source: RefSeq, a predicted model, not a curated record
AUUAUUUUAAAGUGAAUAAUCUGGACUGUAACUAUGAAACUUCUAUUUGUUUUGCUGACCUAUUUGGCAUUCGCUAGUGCAGACGAUGAUCUGCAUUUGAGUCCAGAAGAGAAGACUGAGGGUGUCAACGAACUUAUUGAGUGUCACUCAAAGCACAACGUUACUAUGGAACAGAUAACUUCGAACUUCGUCGAAAUUGUCGAAGAAGCCGAUAACACUUUAAAAUGCUUUGCAAACUGUAUAUUUGAAAAGCAUGGUAUGAUUGUGGAUGGCCAGAUACAGCCCGAUGUGGUGCUGAAAGAAUUUAGUCCUUUUUUUGGCGCUGACAUGGUUAAGUCCGCACAGCCCGUAUGCAAUUCAAUCAAGGGCUCUGACAAUUGUGAUACAGCUUUUAAGGUUAAGAAUUGCUACUAUAAAAUUGCCGGAAAAAUGCUUCCCUCUCAAAUAUUAAGGUUUGUGAAUGGUACUUUUACUGUGCUUUCAAAGCCUAUCCCUUAAGAUGUAUGGCAAUUCACAGAAAUUUCAAACUGUUUUAAUAAAUUAAUAAAAAAGAGCAUUGUAAAAAAUAA